Molecule: messenger RNA, 1443 nt
Organism: Salvelinus namaycush (lake trout)
Lineage: Eukaryota; Metazoa; Chordata; Actinopteri; Salmoniformes; Salmonidae
Product: hyaluronidase-4-like
Exons: 4
Coding region: 1-1443 (480 amino acids)
Biological process (GO): hyaluronan catabolic process; carbohydrate metabolic process
Molecular function (GO): hyalurononglucosaminidase activity
Source: RefSeq, a predicted model, not a curated record
AUGCUCAUGGUGCCCAUCGGAAGUGGCCAACCUCACCACGCCGUGCCCGUGGCCUGCCCCCUCACCUGUUCCUGGCUCCUGCUGCUCUUUCAUGCCGCCUUCAGCCAGAAGCCUGCCAAACUGCCCCUGGUGGGCCGCAAGCCCUUCAUCGCUGCCUGGAACGCACCGCUGGACCUGUGCACUGUCAAGUACAAUGUCCACACCAACCUGGAGCAACUCUUCCACAUUAGUGGCAGUCCGCGGGCCGUCCACACUGGCCAGAAUGUUACCAUUUUCUACGCCAAUCGGCUGGGCCUCUACCCUUUCUACACGGACCACAGCAUCCCUAUCAAUGGAGGCCUGCCCCAAAACUGCAACAUCAAUGACCAUCUCCUCAAGGCCUACAGGGAUAUCAACCAUUUUAUCCCCUCGGAGGACUUUGCCGGUCUGGCGGUCAUUGACUGGGAGUACUGGCGCCCACAGUGGAGCCGCAACUGGCACAAGAAAGACAUUUACCGGCAGAAGUCCCGUGAGCUGAUCACACAGGCCUAUGUCAACGUGACUUCAUCACAAAUCGAAGAGCUGGCGAGCAAACGCUUUGAGAAGAGUGCCCGUGCGUUCAUGCAGAAGACUGUCCAGCUAGGGACGUUCCUUCGCCCCAACGGACUCUGGGGCUUCUACCUCUAUCCGGACUGCCACAACUACAACCUGCAUGAGCACAACUACACAGGCUCCUGCCCUCUGCUGGAAAGCCUGCGUAAUGACGAACUGCUCUGGUUGUGGAACAGCAGCACAGCACUGUUUCCCUCAGUGGCUAUCAGGAAGAGCCAAACAGACAGUGUAAGCAACCUCCAUUUCUCCCAGUUCAGGGUGCUGGAGUCUCUGAGGAUAGCUGGGCUCACCUCACACAGCUAUGAUCUGCCCACGUUCGUGUACACACGCCUGGGCUACAGAGACGAGGCAAUGGCCUUCCUCACAACGAAAGACUUGAUCCACACCAUUGGGGAGAGUGCUGCUCUUGGUGCUGCUGGUUUUGUGAUCUGGGGAGACCUCAACCUCACCUCAUCCAGACACAACUGCACAAAGGUGAAGUCCUUCCUGAACCAGCGCCUGGGUCAGUACAUCACCAAUGUGACACGGGCUGCAGAGGUCUGCAGUGACUUCCUGUGCCAGAGCAACGGCCGCUGUGUCCGCAGGGACCUCCACGCCCCGUACUACCUCCACCUGAGCGGAGACAGCUACCACAUCCAGCCCUCAGGGGAAGGGGACUUUGUGGUCACUGGCUGGCACUCGCAGCACGAGCUCCAACUACUGGCCAAGAGUUUCCGCUGUCACUGCUAUGAGGGACACACCGGGGAGAAGUGUGACAGCCUGAACAAGACAAACACUGAUAUCCUCGGCACACUCCAGAGGUCAGGGGCCUUGAAGGGCAUCUGUGUUUUCCAGAGUGCAGAAACGAGAUAG